GAACGAAAAAUUGAAAAAAAAAGAAAGGAAAGAAAGAAAGCGUAAUGGCAUUCAGUUCCUGUCUGUACCUCCCCCUGAAAGACGACGUAGGUUUUAUUCUAAACAGCAUGUUAGUGCAAGGCAUAAAUCAGCAGGAACGGAAAGACGUUUGCAUCUCCGGUGGCUGCCUGCGUUCACUUCUGCAGCAUGAAGCGUGACCUCAAGAAGAAACUCGUACUGUUCUCGUUCAUGUUCUACUUGACUCUUAACGUGGAAUCAACACAUGAAGUUAAUGGCACGUCAGAAGAAAACAUCACUGUUCAAUUCACUUUUCAAGAUUAUGUUAUAAACUCCAAACCUAGUCUGUACAAAAACGGGAAGAAGAUAGUAAGUUGGAAAGAAUCCACCACCCUCAAAGUAAAGUUUGCCCUGAGUCCUGUGGAAAACCGUACUGUCACACUUAACAUCACAAAUCUCACACUGGAAGAUGAAGGGACAUAUCAUGUCGCAGUGCUUCCAGAUGGUGUUAACUCUCUUUUUGAGAGCAAUAAGAUCAAUAUCAAAGUCAAAUUAGUCAAUAAAUCAGCAGAAACUGGAAAAGAAACGGAAGCUGUGCAUGAAAACAUAGUGACUAAUUCCCCUAAACUGGAGUCUUCGGAACAAAAACCAUUCCUCAUUUUCUUCUGUGCAUUAGUUACAAUAUUUAUAUUUAUAUGUCUCAUUGUGGGCAUAUUGUGCUGGCUUAUAAGGACCUAUCCAAGAAAACCAGAUGCAGAAAACCCUCCAGUUCACAACAACACAACACAACAGGGGCAGUGUGGGACAUCCGGGGCUGUGUUUGUCAGCUGUGUGGAGUAUGGAGAGUUAGACUUUCAAAAUAGACCGGAAAGAGAUGACAGAGUAGAACCUGCCGAGGCGACAUCAACGGCCCAGGACGGAGUGGAAUACGCUGCCAUCAUUUUCCCUCAGCAAAAACAGCCACCGAGUGGGCGGAUGAGAAAUAAUGUAACACAGCAAGUACCUGCCAUUAAGUGA
Cyprinus carpio (common carp) is the source of this 1014-nucleotide messenger RNA. RefSeq lists its product as uncharacterized. Lineage: Eukaryota; Metazoa; Chordata; Actinopteri; Cypriniformes; Cyprinidae. The record is from RefSeq and is a predicted model, not a curated record. Gene Ontology annotation, cellular component: membrane; external side of plasma membrane. Gene Ontology annotation, biological process: positive regulation of T cell apoptotic process; negative regulation of immune response.